CGGAAACCCUAAGACGCAAGUCGAAACCACCGCUGUAUAUUAAUUACGAGAUAGAAGAAGCUGCAGGGCAGCCGUUCACAAACACAAAACAAUGGUCGAGCCAAAGGAUAGGGUCUGCGAAAGGCAAGGGAUGGAAGAACCUCCUUCCCCCAAAAAGCAAAAGACGGAAGGUGGUCCUGAUCUUUUUCGGGAUAAGCAGCCGCCGGAGCAGCAGGUUGCCGCGGCAGAGCCGCCGUCGGCCUCCUCCUCCUUUCCAUGGGGCGAUCCGUCGUCUCCUUACCCGGUGAUUGGAGUCAAUCCUGCAUGCAGACAUUUUGAGAAGAUGCUCAAGUACCGGGGUGCUGAAUUAGAUUCGCCGCCGGACAAUGAAGAAAUAAUGAAAAAGGACAGCGCCUACGUAGCAAAAGCAGCUUUGGAACUUUACAACGGGAAGGAGGGGACGAAGUAUGUGUUUGAUGAACCCUUCCUCUGCUGUUGCAAUCUCCUUCACCCUUUAGUGGUACUCCAUGCCAACUUCACUGCUAGAGAGGAAAACAGCGAUUCCAGUGACAUGUUUUUUGGUGAGGCAGUACAAUACCUUGGGGGAGGUUCCCAGGUUCUCAACUGUGUCAAGGUAGAUCCUUUGGCAAAGGGUGGUUACCGCAAUGGUUGCGCCUAUUGUCGGAAAGACAUCAUCCACCCUCCUGUUGAACACUGCGAGUACGGGUCGAAUGCGUUGGUUGAUCAGAAGAAGCUCCAGCACAAGACUGUGAAACCCAAAUCAUCCAAGUAGGAGGAUUGAAUUUCUGACUGCCCACUACCCUCUCCUUCCUAUUGGCAACCUCGACUAGUAAAAUUCCCCUGUUGGUAGCAGCAGCCCCAUUCCAAACUUGGUUUAACUAAUUAUAUGCUCUCUGUGUAUGUGUCGUGAGCUUAAAGAACUUUUCUGAUCCUUGUUGGUAGAAACAAGUUGUUGUUAUUAUUAACUAUAUGUGUAGCGUUAGAAGCAGUCGCAGCAGUUCGGUUUCUGUUUGAUGUUGAUGAUCUGCAGUAUGUUCAUCUGUGAACUCAACUAUGAUCCAUCCCGUGUGUUUGUAUUUUGGUUUAUGACCGUUAACUGAAAUAUCAGUAUCAACUUACUGCUCA
Messenger RNA from Linum tenue, 1125 nucleotides. The record is from the annotation of a GenBank genome assembly. Lineage: Eukaryota; Viridiplantae; Streptophyta; Magnoliopsida; Malpighiales; Linaceae.